UGAAUGGAUUAUUCCCAUUUUCACAUGGUCAUUAUGCCUACCGUUACUAUUAUGUUGUUUCUCCAAAACUUGUAUUGGUUCUUUGUACUACUCUUUUACGAAAAGAAUUCAGAGAAUAUGGACUUAUUUCGAAUUUUGUUUGUGAAUUUUUUAAGGAUGUUCCUCAUCCAGGGAUACCAAAAUGUGUUAAAAUAAAUAACGAACGUGGCCAUAAUAAUACUAGAAAUCCCCUUACGUUUAUUGAUUCUUUUCUAAAUUCUUUAGAUUUAAAAAUAGAGAAUAGUGACAUACUUACAUUUCCCUUUGUCAAAGUUAAUUCAGCCACCGUUCACUUAGUGAAUACUAUUAUACUUAAUGAGACUAAACCGGAUGAAGUUUUAUCCUUCCUUUCCCAUUCGAAUCUAUAUAAGACAAUUGUCAAAUAUCAUAAAAACAAGGAACUCGAUAUAAUAAAGCAAGAUCACACAGGUUUGAAAAAAAAACUGUUCGUUGCUUUAAAUAGAACUCACAAAGAAAACAUAGGUCUUCGGAAAAAUCUUUCAGCUAACUACACAUAUAAUUGGCAAGAAUGUAAGAUUGUUCAGAAUUCCGAUCCUGAGAACCUACUACGAGAUAAUCUCAUCGAGAUAGUUCAGAAUUCCAACCCUGAGGAGCAAGACCAUAAUCUUACUAAGGUAGUUCAAAAUUUUGAUCCUGAGGAACGAGAUUAUAAUCUCACCAAGUUAGUUCAAAAUUUCGAUCCUGAGGAGCGAGACCAGCUACGAGAUAAUUUCACCGAGAUUGUUCAGAAUUCCAAUUCUGAGGAGCGAGACCAACUACAAGAUAAUCUCAUCGAGAUAGUUCAGAAUUACAAUUCUGAGGAGCGAGACCAACUACAAGAUAAUCUCACUAAGAUAGUUCAGAAUUACAAUUCUGAGGAGCGAGACCAACUAUUAGAUAAUCUCACCAAUAUAGUUCAAAAUUCCGAUCCUGAGGAGCAAGAUCAUCUAUUGGAUUAUUUUACUGAUAUAGUUCAGAAUUUCGAUCGUAAACUACAUGACAAUUUCAUCUAUCAGUACUUAAAAUCGUUAAUGAAUAAGCAGUUCCACAAAUUACGGCUGAUUUCACCUAAUCCAGCGGCCCGUCGUUGGGCUAUUCAGGAAGAUGUGAUGCGACGAAAGGGAUUUGAACUUAAUCAUAAAGUAAAUAACAAAGAUUGGCCUAACCCAUACGAACAAUGUCUGCAUAAAGGACCUUUUGACAAAGUUAAAAUACUAGCUUCCAAUUGUGGAU
Molecule: messenger RNA, 1272 nt
Organism: Racocetra persica
Lineage: Eukaryota; Fungi; Glomeromycota; Glomeromycetes; Diversisporales; Gigasporaceae
Source: the annotation of a GenBank genome assembly